Formica exsecta is the source of this 2064-nucleotide messenger RNA. Its product is annotated as dentin sialophosphoprotein-like. The coding region runs from base 331 to 2064 and encodes 577 amino acids. The transcript is spliced from 2 exons. Lineage: Eukaryota; Metazoa; Arthropoda; Insecta; Hymenoptera; Formicidae. The record is from RefSeq and is a predicted model, not a curated record.
UAAUUUAUUUUUCUCAUUUCUUUCGAGCUAAUCGAUAUAAUUUCGCUUCUCUCAUGCUAUAUUAUGCCAGGUCUAUCGAUUAAGAUCGGUUGGGCAUAUGUAUACAGCAUAGGAAAGAGCAAGCGCAAAAUAUAAUAUUCGCAGAUGAAUAUUUCAGACACAUACUUUCGAUCUAGAAAAUGUUUUGUUUUCCUAUUGUAUCAUCCACUUUAUGGAUCAUAUAACGCACAAAACAAUGUGCGAUAGAAAGAAGAAAAUCUCAGAUGUCCAAAUAAAGACGACACGCACGACGGCUGUCUUACGCUCGAUGUGUGAAGAAUUUAACUUUGAAUGUGCCUUGUGCUGUUUGUUGUAGCCACGCAAGAAAAUCGUCAAGCAGAUUACACCUGCCGAACAGAGAAUAACUUGCCGGGCAAUCAGCAGGGUGUAUUUCUUCCUCUUCAACCUAUUCCUUUCUGGUAUCCCGAGGGUUGGUGGGGUUAUUAUCCCGUGCAGUAUAAUGCUGUAUCCAAUAAGAUCGCGAAUGAAACGGACAGACAUUCUUUUCCUUUUUACGCAUAUCCGAAUGGAAGAACGUACGUUGGAUCCUUUUAUCCGGUUUAUAAUGAAAACUUUGCGGAUGCGAUGACACAAAUGAGAGUUAUGGGCCGAGAAAAUUCUUCAGGCCAAUACGCUGGUUACACGGCCGUAAUUUAUCCUCAAGCAGGCUACAACGAUAUUCAAUCUGCAUCGCACGUUGAUGAAAACAAAUGCAAUUAUAUCGACGAUCGUUUUACCACUGCCGAUUCAUUUUUCGCUCAAAACAAUAGACUAGAUUUUAUGCCAAACAGCACGGUUAAUGAAUCAAAAAACACUGUUUUGCCCAAGAUUAAUCACAAGAUUAACCAUUUGGAUGCACAGUCGAAUGACACGUAUAAUCCCAAGAGUGUCAGCGAAAACUCCAAUACUAAUAGAGAAAAAAAUUGCAUAACCACGGCGAUGAAUAUAAUCGAGGAGGAUAGCAUAUCGACGGAUAAUUCCAACAACAUUGCAGUUACUAAUAAUAUCGAAAUGCCGGGAAAAAAAACAUUUGGUCCUUAUAUCAACGUGCCAAAUUACACCUAUAUAGAUACUAGCGAUUCUGGUGCUUCUAGCGAUUCUAACGAUUCCAGUGACUCUAAUGAUUCUACCUCGGACAACGAACAACUUUCGCAUUCUUGUCAGAAGAAUCAUAGCCUUAGCAACGAUACUACUUUCAAUAAUACGUCAUCCGAUAGUGAUUCGGAUUCGUAUAUAGCUUAUUCCACAAGCAUGAACCCUUACGGGAAAUUGGAGAAAGAUCCGUGCGAUUUCUCUUUGAACGAGGAUCGCACCGACAUCACAGCUGCAUGUUCGACAUAUCCUAGCGCUAAUAAUCUACAUGGAUGCUCGCGAGAUUUUUCCGAAAAUCGUAAUCACACCGAGGAGAUACGUUUCAAUAAGGAGCAUAUCAAUUACUCGAACGAUCGUGUAAACUCUCGUGCAACAUCGUGUCAGCAAGAUAUUGCAUACAUUGCGAGCGAGAUAUGUAACGAUGAGAAUUCAACCAUUGAUCGAAACGAUCUUGACUCUUAUUCCAGUAAGAGCACCGGCGAACAUCACUCGGAGCAACACGAUCAGCGACCGGAUCUGGCGACCAACAGCACCGUUUUCCAUGUUCAGUUGAACGAUGAUCGUGAAAACGUGGAACAACCGGACUCCGAGACUCCUUGUUACAAGAGUAAGGAGAGAAUCGAAGCUUUCUUUGAAGCGACCGACGAUCCUCCCGACACCGAUGUCGAGAGCACGAUGGUCAGCGUGAGCUUGCCCCUGAGAUUCAAGUUUUUUGUAUCGGAAGACAACGAAGACAUCACCACUGUGAUUGUCGGCGAUAGCGAGAUAAAGGCGGAAAAAUCCUGCAACGAGUAUUUCUCGAUGAAGGAUGAUGUUUGCGUUGACUUUCAUGUCGGCAACGAUACUAACGGAUACAACAGUUUGAUUGUUAGUCAGAACGGAAAUUUGAACGAGAAACUAAACGGCCAGCGAUCAAAACGGCGUGUGAUUUAA